Molecule: messenger RNA, 1281 nt
Organism: Megalobrama amblycephala (Wuchang bream)
Lineage: Eukaryota; Metazoa; Chordata; Actinopteri; Cypriniformes; Xenocyprididae
Product: C-type lectin domain family 4 member E-like
Exons: 6
Coding region: 74-712 (212 amino acids)
Biological process (GO): biological process involved in interspecies interaction between organisms
Cellular component (GO): external side of plasma membrane
Molecular function (GO): fucose binding; D-mannose binding
Source: RefSeq, a predicted model, not a curated record
AUCACUUCCUUUGUUGGUUUAGCACAACACCACUCAUCAUUCAAAAAACGCAUCUCAUCCGUGAAGGUGAAUAAUGGAGUUAGAUACUGUUUAUGAAAAUGUUGAUCAAAAACAUAUUAAGGACACAAGUGGACCUCAAAUACACAGACAUGAUGAAGGGCAAGCUCAAAAGCAAAAUCAAAAGCAGCUCAAAAGAGGAAGUAGGUGUUUGGUGUUGAUGACAGUGUGUCUCGGGAUCAUUUGUGUUGUUCUGCUGGUCUUCAUCAUACUGCAGCACAUUUCCAUCACAGCAGAGAGAGAGGCAGCUUCUAAAAAAAGUGUUUUUUUCAUAUCCAAUGAGUCAAAGAACUGGUCUGACAGCAGGCAGUACUGCAGGGAUCGAGGAACUGAUCUGGUCAUUAUCGACACUGAAGAGAAGCAGAGACUCAUAUCUUCAUUCAUCAAGGAGACUGUGUGGAUCGGUUUGUCUGACAUUGAGAACGAGGGCAACAUGAAAUGGGUGGAUAAUUCACCACUGAAACAAGGGUUUUGGAUCGAAGGUGAGCCGAAUAACUUGGCUGAAGAUGAGAACUGUAUUGAACUAAUUCCUGAAAAACCAACCCUGAACAACUGGAAUGAUCUCCCGUGUUCAUAUACGAUAAAAUGGAUUUGUUUUGGCUCGAAGGUGAGCCGAAUAACUACCGUGGUGGAGAUGAGGACUGCAUUGAACUGAAUCCUACAAAACACACCCUGAACAACUGGAAUGAUCUCAGAUGCUCUCAGAUGAGAAAAGGGAUUUGUGAGAAAUAGGGUUUCAUCAUGCUUAUCUUUCAGUCUUAUUCUGGGGUUGUUUUCACAAAACAUUUUAUCUUACCACUAAGAGUUCUCCUAAAUCAGCAAGUUAGGAGCUACUUUUAGCCUUAAGAUGUUUUUUUUUUUUUUUUUAUAUGGCUCCUAUCACAUAAUUCAUUAUUACAAUUCCUGUCUUUUAAGACAAUAUCAGUUGAUUUAAUUGCAUGAGCUGCGUUCAUGUGAAAGGCUGAUGCUGCACACUUUACAUCUGAUGUGUUCAUGUCUUGCUCCAUCUCAAGCAGCUCUAUGUCAGUAUAACCUUAUUCUAGCUGUUAUCAUGUCUCAUUUGUUGGUCUGAAGUGUUGAAGUGACAAUCACAGUAUAGAAGUGUAAAGUGUUUUAGAUUGCCCUGAUUCACCCUAUUAUUCAACAUUACAAUAUUGAGUGCUGUGAAACUGCUUUUGAGUUGAUUUGCUUUCUCUUUGAAUAAAAAAAACAUUAUUUAUCAUA